Molecule: messenger RNA, 480 nt
Organism: Lasiodiplodia theobromae
Lineage: Eukaryota; Fungi; Ascomycota; Dothideomycetes; Botryosphaeriales; Botryosphaeriaceae
Product: CHCH domain-containing protein
Exons: 2
Coding region: 1-480 (159 amino acids)
Biological process (GO): mitochondrion organization
Cellular component (GO): nucleus; mitochondrion
Source: RefSeq, a predicted model, not a curated record
AUGCCUCGCCAGUCCCGUGGUUCUGCUCCUGCCCGUCGCUCUGCGCCCGCUCCGGCGCCCGCCAGGCCCGCCGUUGCGCCUCCGCAGCCGCCGCACCAGCAGGCUCGCCCUGCUUCGACCGCCGCCCACCCUCCGGCACCCCAGCAGGCCCAGCCUCCGAUGCAGGCUCCUCAGUCGCAGGGCCCCGGUCUUUUCGGCCAGAUGGCCAGCACUGCUGCCGGCGUCGCCGUCGGUUCUUCCAUCGGCCAUGCCAUCGGUGGUCUCUUCAGUGGCGGCUCCUCCGCUCCCGCCGAAGCUCCCCAGCAGCAGACUGCCGUCGCCGACAGUUACAGCCAGCAGCAGAACCAGAGCUCUGGUGUGUGCGCCCAGGACAUCAACAACUUCAGGAAGUGCAUGGACGAGAACCAGGGUUCUCUGACCAUCUGCGGCUGGUACCUUGACCAGCUGAAGGCCUGCCAGCAGGCCGCCAGCCAGUACUAA